CUGUCGACAAUUCAGACAGAGCGCCCGUCUCGCGCUCCUUUUUUAACCCAUUUUAUUUACGUACACAAAUAAUAAUAACUAAGUAACUAAGUGUUGGAAACAUGGGUGAAGUAAACAAGGAUUUGCAAAGAGAAAGAGACAAUUGCUCGUUCGACAUAAAGGUUUUGACUACGUUUAUAGAUGGCACACCGCAAAAGACAUUAGAGCGUAAAUAUAGAGAAAAGAUAAUGUUAAGCGAGAAGGAAUUAUCGGAGGGGGUGGCAGAGGAGUACCUGAGCCAUAAGGAGAGAUACGAGAACAGCGUUAGGAAGUCCGUUAUACUGUUCAAAUUGGUUCGACGGCUGCAGGAAGAAGGACGGUCUAACAUCACGAACUAUCGAGACGUAAUAAGCGGCCUUCUAGGCUCGUCAAGCACUCGCGAUGGCUCACCCUUCGGCGUGCACUACAUUAUGUUCAUGCCAGCCAUCCUGAACCAGGGCACGGAAGAACAGCAAAUGACCUGGUUGCCCAGGGCUUGGAACUGCAGCAUCAUUGGCAGCUAUGCUCAGACGGAGCUGGGACACGGAACUUUCAUCCGUGGACUGGAGACAAUCGCCACAUAUGAUCCUGACACCAAGGAGUUUGUGCUACACAGCCCGACUCUCACUUCAUACAAAUGGUGGCCUGGCGGAUUGGGUCACACAGCCAACUACUGCAUAGUGGUGGCCCAGCUGUACACAAAGGGCCAGUGCCACGGGAUCCACUCGUUUAUCGUCCAGGUGCGGGACGAAGAUACGCACGUACCUCUACCAGGGAUCAAGGUGGGAGAUAUUGGAGCCAAGUUGGGCCUCAACUCUGUUGACAACGGCUUCCUGGGCUUUGACCACUUGAGGAUACCGAGGGAUCACAUGCUGAUGAAGCAUGCACAGGUCUUAGAGGAUGGUACAUACGUCCGGAACGCAAGGAACACCAAGCUAAACUACGGAGCAAUGGUGUUCGUGCGAGUAGUUAUUGUCUAUGACAUGGUGAACUACUUGUCCAAGGCGGUCACCAUCGCCACACGGUAUUCGGCGGUGCGGCGACAGAGCCAACUGAAAGAAGGAGAGCCAGAGCCACAAAUUCUUGACUACGUAACCCAGCAGCACAAGAUCUUCAUCGGCAUAGCGGCGUGCCACGCGCUCAGGUUGACAGCUAAUAUGCUGUGGGAGACGUUCCAUGACGUCACCGAACAGCUGGUGGAUGGGAAUCUGGAGAGGCUGCCAGAGUUGCACGCUUUAGCCUGUUGCCUAAAAGCCGUCAGCACAGCCGACACGACAAUGUAUGUCGAGCGCUGCCGACUCGCUUGCGGAGGCCACGGUUACAUGCAGUCUUCCAACCUGCCCAUGACGUACGGGCUGGUCACGGCUGCCUGCACUUACGAGGGGGAGAACACUGUGCUGCUUCUACAGACUGCCAGGUACUUAGUGAAGACAUGGCAGACCGGCAUGGAGAACCUGACCCCAACCCUCGCGUACUUCAAGACGGCCAGCUCGCCAGGGUUCUGCGAGCGGUGGGAGAACUCCGUGGAUGGCAUCGUCCGAGGGCUGCAGAAGGUCGCUAUGGGAAAAGUGGCAACAUGUGUUAAGAACUUGAAGAAGCAUGUUGACUCCGGAAUGUCGCCUGAAGACGCUUGGAACUCCACUUCGGUCCAACUGGUCUCGGCGGCUGAAGCACAUUGUCGAGUGAUAAUAACGUCCACAUUCCACGACGAGGUCAGGAAGUUGGAUGCGAGCGUGCCACCUGAGGUGCGGCUAGUUCUGCAACAGCUGGUCGAGCUGUACGCCCUCUAUUGGGCGCUGGAGAAACUCAAUGACCUGCUACUGUAUACAAGUAUAUCAUCUCACGACGUGGACGAGCUACAAUAUUGGUACGAGGAGCUCUUGGCCAAGAUACGACCCAACGCCGUGGGCCUGGUUGACGCCUUCGACAUCAUAGAUGGCAUCCUGCAGUCAACGCUAGGCGCGUACGACGGGCGUGUGUACGAGCGCCUAAUGGACGAGGCUCUGCGUAGCCCGCUCAAUGCAGAACCAGUCAAUCAGAGCUUCCACACGCACCUCAAACCUUUCAUGCAGGGGAAACUGUGAUACCUAAGGACUUAUCUACUCACAUCAGGCUGAUCAAGGUCAUUCAAUGAAACUAACAUUAAUCAUCGCACAAUUUUUUGCAUAAACUUGUGAAAUACGGACAAGUUCAAAACAUUUGCCGCCAUUUUGGUUCAACGAUAUUCUCUUACGGUCUGUUAACCGGUGGUCUAGCACUGUACAAGUUCUUCAUAAGCUUUUUACUGAGGGAUGGCAUAGUGCAACGCAAAUAUGUACUUAACGUUCGUUAGCGCCAUUUUUAGGGUUCCGUACCUCAAAAAGGAAAAACGGAACCCUUAUUAAACAUGAACGGGGCGUCAAAAUGUGUCGAUACAACCGGCCCUAGCACUCAGUGACGCUUCCCAUGCAGUACAAUUUUGCUAAAUGCCUUAACGGGAAUACACAGGGGCAACCGAGCUUAAAUCUGAGACUGAACAUAUUAUAGUAAGGAAUAUUUUAUAUACGUUUGUUACCUAAUUGUUUUGGAAAUAAAGAUAUUUAAAAUGA
Leguminivora glycinivorella is the source of this 2606-nucleotide messenger RNA. Its product is annotated as probable peroxisomal acyl-coenzyme A oxidase 1. The record is from RefSeq and is a predicted model, not a curated record. Gene Ontology annotation, molecular function: acyl-CoA oxidase activity; FAD binding; fatty acid binding. The transcript is spliced from 14 exons. Lineage: Eukaryota; Metazoa; Arthropoda; Insecta; Lepidoptera; Tortricidae. Gene Ontology annotation, biological process: fatty acid beta-oxidation using acyl-CoA oxidase; lipid homeostasis. Bases 102 to 2102 code for a protein of 666 amino acids. Gene Ontology annotation, cellular component: peroxisome.